Protopolystoma xenopodis is the source of this 162-nucleotide messenger RNA. NCBI's taxonomy places the organism in Eukaryota, Metazoa, Platyhelminthes, Monogenea, Polystomatidea, Polystomatidae. The record is from the annotation of a GenBank genome assembly.
UCCAAUUUUCAUGCUACUGAAGAUGGUCGCUGGACUGGUGACCAGGUCGUUACAUACUUCCCCCCGAUUCCAUAUCAAGGCACUGGCUUUCAUCGCUACGUUUUCAUAUUGUACAGGCAAUCCCAUCCGCAGCUAGAUUUUAGUGAAGAGAAUAGGGUCUGA